CUUAAAUUUGCAGGGAGAGAGAGAGACUUUGUUUGACGAGCCGAGUCUCCUUUAAAGUCUCCUCUAAGGCGUGUUAAAAGAAAUAUGUAUGUAUAUAUAUAUAUAUAUAUAUUCCUAAUAUUUUUCAAGCUGCAGAAACGCUUGCCAAAACAAUUCAAUGGCUGCAACCACCUUAAUCCUUCUCAUUGUCUCUGCGAUAUGGAACGUAGAAGCGGCUCAAACAGCAGGAGGAGGAGGAGCUCGCAAUAUAACCAGAGGCUCUUCUCUCACGCCCACCGGCAACUCCUCCUGGCUCUCCCCCUCCGGUCUCUAUGCCUUCGGAUUCUAUCGCCAAGGCAAAGGCGGCUAUGCCGUCGGAAUCUUUAUGGACGGAAUUCCGGACAAGACGGUGGUGUGGACUGCAAACAGGGAUGAUCCGCCACCGGCUACCACCAAUCUCACCCUUCAGCUCACUGCUGAUGGCAGGUUCAUGCUGCAGUCCCCGCAAGGGCAGAGCAUCCCCAUUGUCGAAACUUCGAACAUUUCUUCGGCUUCCAUGCUCGACACCGGCAAUUUCGUGCUCUAUAACUUCAACCAGAAGAGGAUCUGGCAGAGUUUUGAUUACCCAACUGACACAAUUCUACCUGGCCAGACCCUCUCAGGAGGUCGAGAUCAACAGCUUGUGUCCGCCGCUUCAGAGACGGAUCACUCCUCGGGCAUUUUCAGGCUUCGUAUGCAAAGUGACGGGAACCUUGUCCAGUAUCCAGUCGAGAAGGGCUACCCAUACGCAUACUGGGCCUCGGGCACGUACGGAAAAGGACCUAAUGUCACUCUGAAUCUCAACAAUACCGGCAGUCUCUAUAUGUUGGAUUCAGGUAACGCCGUCAUAUGGAACGUAGCAGGAGGAGGAUUUCCAAAGGAGGACACAAUUUUCCUGAUGAGAAUCGAUUCGGAUGGCAUCUUCAGAGUGUACUCAUAUGAAAUGAAGGGGAGCCGCACUUGGACUAGUCUGUGGCAAGCUCCAGACAAUAUGUGUGCUCCGAGAGGUCUGUGCGGCUUUAACUCAAUCUGUGUCCCAAAAGACAACAAAACCGACUGUAAGUGCCUUCCAGGAUACGACUUUAUUAACCCAGAUAACAGGACUUCUGGCUGUCAAAGGAACUUCUUUAUGCAAAGCUGCACAGACAAGGGACGGAGCGUUGAGUACAGCAUGACGGUUGUGGAGAACGUGGACUGGUAUAGUGUUUCGUACGUGGAGCUCUCGUCGAUCACAAGAGAUGACUGUAGAAAAGCCUGCCUCAAGGACUGUAAUUGCGAGGUUGCCCUGUUUGGCCGCGACGGCAGUUGCAGAAAACAAAAGCUUCCUUUGAAGUGGGCGACAGGAUCGGACACCAUCGAUACUAUUGUCAAAGUGGGUACAUUUGAUCAACCAGUGUCCAACAAAGAUCCUGAAAAGGAAAUCAAGAAAGAGAAGAGAGUGGGCAUCCUAGUCACUGGUGUUUCACUUGCUGGGGUUGCCUUGCUUGUCAUGCUAAUUGCUGGAGUUGCUAUUUACAGAAACCGCAUUUGGGCGUACAGGAAGAUCUCUGAGAAAGCGAACUUUGAAUCGGGCGAGGAUGUCUCUCUUCGGGCUUUUACUUACUCUGAGAUGGAGCAGAUCACAGAGGGAUUCAAGCAUGAGCUGGGUAGAGGAGCUUCUGCAACAGUUUACAAAGGGACCAUUCCGUACAACCAAAAGGUUGUUGCCGUGAAGAGACUAGAGAACUUGUUAAUGGAGGGGGAAAGAGAAUUCCAGACAGAGGUGAAAGUGAUAGGCAGAACUCAUCAUCGGAACCUUGUCCGGCUGAUUGGCUACUGUAUCCAAGGAUCAAAUAGGCUUCUCGUCUAUGAACACAUGAGCAACGGAUCACUUGCAGAUUUCCUCUUCGCACAUGGAAGCCGACCAAGUUGGAACGAAAGAACUGGGAUUGCUCUUGACAUUGCUAGAGGCAUCCUCUACCUCCACAAUGAGUGCGAGACGCAGAUCAUCCAUUGCGACAUAAAGCCUCAGAACAUACUCAUGGAUGAGCACAGGCGCGCCAGAAUCAGCGACUUUGGAUUGGCAAAGCUUUUGAAGCCGGACCAGACCAACACGUUCACGGGGAUCAGAGGGACAAGAGGCUAUGUGGCACCAGAAUGGCAUCGAAAACACCCUGUGACAGUCAAAGCAGACGUCUAUAGCUUUGGGGUUGUGCUGCUAGAGAUCAUAUGUUGUCGAAGCUGCUUGGAUUGGAGCCUUGUGGAGGAAGAGGCUGUGAUUGAGGGAUGGGUGUACGAUUGUUUCAAGGCGGGGGAGCUGAGAAAAUUGGUGGGCGAGGAAGAGAUAGAUAGGAGGCAACUGGAGCGGAUGGUUAAAGUGGGGCUGUGGUGCAUACAAGAUGAGCCAUCCAUGCGUCCUUCAAUGAAGAAGGUUGUGCUAAUGCUGGAAGGCACCGUGGACAUCCCAACACCUCCCGAUCCUACUUCCUUUCUAAGUUCCAUCUGAUCAUAAAGCUUUUUUGCCACUGCAUGCAGUUUCAAUCACCAAACUACUGUUGAGGCACCCUUAUUAAUGAUAAAGACUUAUAGGAAGCAGUUCGGAACUUCUAAAAGGAGAAUGAAUUGCAGUCCCAACAUCUUGAUUUGUGGCCUCUCUUUUCUUCCUGUUUAACCGUUUUGAAAUCAUCUAAGGUAAGUUUUCUUCUCUUUCUUUCUUUAAGUGCAAGUUCCUUUCCUUUUUCCUUCUUAUGCAAGUUUUUUUUUCUUCUCCUUUGAAGAAUAAAUCUUGAUUUUUCUCUUCGUCUUGGUAUCUUUGGAUUGUCCCUUUUUGAAUUUUAGAUUCUAAAAACCCCUAUCUUUUUGGUAAAGAGAGUUUCAACCCGAUUGCUUGUAACUUGUGUAGUUUUCCUUAAAUUCUUAGAAAAUUGCUUUAAAGAUCCAAAUGGAGUUUUGGUUCACUCCAUCUUUUCUAAGGAAUGACGAGUUUAUUGUUAGAGUUAAGUUGCAUGUAAUAAUUUGGUGUAUCUUGUAUGUAUUUUUGCUUCGAAUGUAUUAUUUUCGUUACUGUCGGUCGGUCGGAUUUUUCAUGUUUGUCAAUCGAUUGGGGGAUUUUGUAUUCUAUCGAUCGACAAAUGGCCUUGGCUGUCAAUCAAUUGGUGAGGUUGGGGGAUAAUCAAGUGAGUGGCGUUCUGGUUGUCAAUCGACCACGCCCAAUCUAUCGACCAUUUAAGAGGAAAGGUCUCUAUCGGUCGACAGUUGGGGCGAUGUUGUCUAGCGUUUGAGGCCAUCAGCCUCUAGUGAUCAACAGAUACCAUCACCCCCUAUGGUCACUCGUUUCUUCUUUUGAUUAUUACAAAUCACCCUCAAAUCAUCAUGUAAGAUUCUAAUAGACUCCUCCAUCAACUUAUAAUCUUGAUUGCCAUUCUUGGAGGGUGGGAGAUAUAUUAUGUAGUUAUAUGUGCAUUUAUUGGAUUUUAUAUUGAUUGGUUAUUAUAGAUGUGGAGGGUUAUGAUUUGUGUGAUGACAUAAAUAUUUCCAAGUAUGUGAAAGGAUAUUUAAUAUAUGAGCCUGUCCAAUUCAUGUGUGUGGUGGUGUAUGGCAUUUGCAUGGCAUAUUCAUAUAUGAUAAGUAGCGAACCUAUUAUUUUGCGCGACAGCUAUGACCGUGAAUGGAGGAAAGAAUAUCCUAAUAAGUUGGUAGGCACUUGCCUAACUGUGAGAGUUUCGGCUCACAAUGCGUACCUGGUAUAAAACCAGAGCGUGGGUGGACAAAUUAUCUCUACAAAUUAGGAAACAAACAACCUACUUCCUAGAGAAUAAGUCUUCCACAAAUAUUUGUAGAUAAACUCAAGUAAAAACAAUAGUAAUUCUUAACACACCUACCACUAGGUUAUUACAUAUUAGGUUAAUUUAUGCUUUUAAAUACCCAUUUUUAAGGCAAAUUGAAAAGGUGUGUUUGAUUGCAUUACCUAGAAAACAAAAACCAUCUCACCCCCUUGAAAAAUGAAUUCCAUGGAAAGAAGUUUUAAAUGGUUGUACCAUUCAUAUUUUUCUAUGGAAAAAUUAAGAGUGUUUGAUUGUUUUCCAUAGAAAAUGUAUAAUAAUUACAUAUUUUUCAUGAAAAAUGUGUGCAAUCAAACACACUCUAAGUGUCUCAAAUAGUUAUAGUUUAGAGGCAGAUAGUGAAAUAAUUUUCUAGCAUGCAUCUAACAUAAAGUUUUAGAGCCCCCCGCCCAAAAAAAAAAAAAAAAGUUUAAUGCCUCUAAAAAUAUAAUAAUUAUAUUA
This is a messenger RNA of Diospyros lotus (date-plum), 4280 nucleotides long. RefSeq names its product G-type lectin S-receptor-like serine/threonine-protein kinase LECRK3. The record is from RefSeq and is a predicted model, not a curated record. Gene Ontology annotation, molecular function: protein serine/threonine kinase activity; ATP binding. NCBI's taxonomy places the organism in Eukaryota, Viridiplantae, Streptophyta, Magnoliopsida, Ericales, Ebenaceae. The coding region runs from base 158 to 2503 and encodes 781 amino acids. The transcript has 2 exons. Gene Ontology annotation, biological process: protein phosphorylation; recognition of pollen.